Molecule: messenger RNA, 396 nt
Organism: Colletotrichum orchidophilum
Lineage: Eukaryota; Fungi; Ascomycota; Sordariomycetes; Glomerellales; Glomerellaceae
Exons: 1
Coding region: 1-396 (131 amino acids)
Source: RefSeq, a predicted model, not a curated record
AUGACUGGGGUCCGGGGGUGUUCCGGCCUAGAUCCUAAUACUUUGGGCGAUAUUGCUCCAGAAUUGAACACCGGCAAGACCGGCUGCCCCGUCGUGCAGCACCCGGGAAUGCAUGGCGGCGCGGAGCCUACAAUUGGUGUCCAGCUGGUUGCAGACGUUUGCAGCGGCAAAAACGCACACACCAUCGGUGCAGGGACGCUGCGGCCGAUGCGGCCGGGGAUGCUGGGCCUCUACUUCCGACUGCGGUCGUCGGCCUGGGCCCUUCGCAGUCGACGCAGCUGCCCUCCACCCGGUCGAGGUCUUGCCGGAUUCUAUCACUGCCAAGCAGAGGCUCACGGGCGUAUGACUCUUGACGCUCGACGGCCGUACCUACAAGUCAAAGAUCUUGCCUGUUGA